UGAGACUCUCAUAAUUGGGAUUCCAGUGGUGGAGAAUUGUGUGGAGAGGGCUAUAGGAGAAGCAGUAGAUUGAAGUUACAGAAUGUCUUCCUACACUGACGUUCAUCGUGUCCUGGGCAACACAUCCCGUAAUCUUGAUUUGACUGGCCAUGUCGGGUUCGAUAGCCUCCCUGAUCAACUUGUCAACAAGUCCGUCAAGAAAGGAUUUGACUUCAACAUACUCUGCAUUGGUGAAACUGGGAUCGGUAAGUCAACGUUGAUGGAUUCUCUCUUCAAGGAGGAUUUCAAAGACACUCCUGUCUCACACAAGCAACCUGACGUGAAACUAAGCCACAAUACCUACAGUUUGAGAGAGGGGAAUGUGAGGCUAAGACUAACUGUAGUUAGCACUGAAGGUUUUGGUGAUCAGAUCAACAAAGAGCACAGUAAUACAGCCAUCGUGAAGUACAUUGAUGAGCAGUACGAGAGUUUCCUUCAAGAAGAGCUGAAGAUAAAGCGAGACCUUGUAUCCUUUCACGACACAAGGAUCCAUGCUUGCAUUUACUUUAUAUGUCCAACUGGACACUCUUUAAAAUCACUUGAUUUGGUAUGUAUGAAGGAACUUGAUCAGAAAGUGAACAUAAUCCCAAUAAUAGCUAAAGCUGAUACCAUUGCUCGCUCUGAACUAGAAGACUUUAAGAAAAGGAUAAUGGAUGAGAUAAUCACUAACGAUAUUCGCAUUUAUCAAUUCCCGACUUCUGACGAAUCGGUGGCUGACCUGAACCAAAAAAUGAAUUCACAGCUUCCUUUUGCUGUUAUUGGCAGUCGGGAAGAAGUUGAAGUUGGAGGAAAGAAAGUCCGAGCCAGGAAGUAUCCAUGGGGCACUGUUGAAGUUGAGAAUGAAGCUCAUUGCGAUUUCACUAAACUACGUGAGAUGCUCCUGAGGGUCAAUAUGGAGGAUUUGAGGGAAAAGACUCACUACCAGCACUAUGAGCUGUAUCGCAAGAAAAGACUUGAGGAGAUGGGCUUUGAAGACAAUACAGGUCUUUCGGAGGCUUAUGAGCAGAAGAGGAAGGAGCACUUCAAAGAAAUGCAAUCCAAGGAAGAGCACAUGCGACAAAUGUUUGUCCAGAAGGUGAAAGAAAAAGAGGCCGAGCUUAAGCUAGCAGAGCAGAAAUUGCACGACGAGUUUGAAAAAUUGCGCCAACAGCAUUCGGAGAAAAAGGCUGCCCUGGACGAGAGGAAACGCCUCCAAGAAGCUGAAAUAAAAGAAUUUAAUAAGAAGAAAGCUGCUUUGCAAUCUCAAAGGGCUCAAUCCGAGCUUCAGCAGUUGAAAAACACGCCCACCACAAAGAAGAAGUGAUAAUUGAUUGGGUGUGGUUUGCAUUGACCACGCCUAUUUUCAGUGUGAUGCAAUGCAAUCAUGUUAUCAGUAGAAAACACACAUUCCUCUAUUAUUAUUAUUAUCAUUAUUAUUAUUAUAUUUUGGAAAAUCUAAAUUUUAACAUUAGCGAGUGAUUUUUUUUCUAAUGGACAGAGCAAUUAUGUUUUUUAAAUAAAAUAAUUUUUGGCAGUUUAAAAUGUA
Amphimedon queenslandica is the source of this 1564-nucleotide messenger RNA. RefSeq names its product septin-11-like. The transcript is spliced from 13 exons. Gene Ontology annotation, molecular function: GTP binding. The coding region runs from base 83 to 1342 and encodes 419 amino acids. Lineage: Eukaryota; Metazoa; Porifera; Demospongiae; Haplosclerida; Niphatidae. The record is from RefSeq and is a predicted model, not a curated record.